This is a messenger RNA of Eurypyga helias (sunbittern), 690 nucleotides long. RefSeq names its product probable G-protein coupled receptor 114. The record is from RefSeq and is a predicted model, not a curated record. Lineage: Eukaryota; Metazoa; Chordata; Aves; Eurypygiformes; Eurypygidae. Gene Ontology annotation, biological process: cell surface receptor signaling pathway; adenylate cyclase-activating G protein-coupled receptor signaling pathway. Gene Ontology annotation, cellular component: membrane. The annotation marks the transcript as partial. The transcript has 4 exons. Gene Ontology annotation, molecular function: G protein-coupled receptor activity.
GGACAACACGACCAGGAUCCACAUGCACCUCCUGGCUACGCUGCUCCUGCUCAACUGCAGCUUCCUCCUGAGCACGCCGCUGGCUGCCGGCGCCGCUGGGCUCUGCCGGGUCACCGCUGCCCUGCUGCAUGCCAGCCUUCUCUGUGCCCUGGCGUGGAUGGCCGCUGAGGCCUUCCACCUCCUCCUGCUCCUCGUCAAGGUCUACAACGUCUACAUCCAGCACUACCUCCUGAAGCUCUGCCUCUUCGCCUGGGGUCUGCCCGGGCUGGCCGUGGUGGCUGUUCUUGUCUUCAAGAGAGAUACAUAUGGGUACCACGCCAUCAGCACCUCUGAAGGCUACAGGAACAUGACUAUGUGCUGGCUCACCAGCCCACCUGUGCACUACGCCACCCUCUGCUAUGCUGGCCUCAUCCUGCUCUUCAACACGCUGGUGCUGGGGAGGGUGGUGAUGAUACUGCGGAGUAUGCGGCGGCAUAAGGGGCAGGCGAGGAAGGACUGGGCGACGGUGCUGGGACUCACCUGCCUGCUGGGCACCACCUGGGGUCUGGCCUUCUUCAGCUUUGGCAUCGUCCACAUCCCCCAGCUCUACCUCUUCACCAUCCUCAACUCCCUGCAAGGUCUCUUCGUCUGCCUCUGGUACGUCAGCGUGCACCGCCGGAGCAAGCUGGGCUCCAUCAGCAACACCUCCAG